Molecule: messenger RNA, 2474 nt
Organism: Talaromyces stipitatus ATCC 10500
Lineage: Eukaryota; Fungi; Ascomycota; Eurotiomycetes; Eurotiales; Trichocomaceae
Product: peroxisomal membrane protein pex16 (peroxin-16)
Exons: 5
Coding region: 49-1227 (392 amino acids)
Biological process (GO): peroxisome organization
Cellular component (GO): peroxisomal membrane
Source: RefSeq, a predicted model, not a curated record
GCAACUCGUCGCGUGCUUCUCUCAUACCAGACACCACGAUAUGUAGAAAUGGAGUCUCAUCGCGAAACACUCCGUGAACUCAAAGCCGACGUCCUGCGACCAUCCAAAUGGGUAUCGUCAUACGAGAACUUUGUGACCAAGAACGUCAAUACAGUGAAUCAGGUAGAAUCGGCGCUGCGGUCUCUUACAUAUAUAAUUCCUGGCCGAUUUCGAGAAUCCGAGCUACCCUCAGAAUGUGUCCACUCCGGCGUACAACUCCUAUCUCUAUACCAUGAUUCCCUCGUUUCGCGCGUCAUCUCUCAACUCCCCUCCACCAUCCCUCGUCCCAUCCCCUCCCCGCACACGCGAUACACAAAAUACUGGACGACCAAAUCCCCCUUUUAUCGCAAACUAGCCCUCACACUACAAAUCAUCCAAUACACCGAAUUACUAUGGGAAAUGACCGCGCGCCGUCGCGGCGAAAAGGUUCGAUGGCGGGUUAUUAUGAUCAUCGAGUUCGCAAAGGCUGUUUGUCGGUUGUUAUUGUUACGGUUGACGAAUUCGAGACCGCUGGUUAGUCCGCCAUUGCCGGAGAGGGAGACGGAUCCUCGUGCAGCGGAUGCGGAGAAGGAAGCGUCUGUAGGAGAUUGGAAUGGAAUGGAUACGGCGCCGGAAGAGGUGGCGUCGUCGUCGUCGUCUUCGGCUGAUAUUAGUUGGACUAUGCCUCGGACAGGUCUGACGUUACCUAGUCUACCAGACGCAAGCGAUAUAUCCAACUAUCUCAUUUCGAAAGUCCUCACAGCGGACGAUGUCAAGACUCCUCCGUCUCUGCUCCAUCGUGUCUCUGGACAAGGACAGUUUGCUGAGAUUCUCUAUAUCUUGAGACCGGUCAUAUAUGCGUUGGCAAUGCAGAGAUGGUCCAAGAAUAAGCGAAGCUGGAGUCCUUGGUUGAUCGGUUUCGCAUUGGAGUACGGAAGUCGACAACUCGCAAAGAGGGAUUUGGCCGAACGUGCUGCGGGCGGUCUGCGCGGAUUGACAGGCCUGGAAAGAGAUGAGUUGAAGAAGAGAGGAUGGGCGAUGGGAUGGUGGCUGAUGCGCGGUGCUUUCUAUGAGAAUUUUACCAGGCCGUGGAUUAGCGGUUUUGCCGACAGACUCAAGGGCAAGCCUCUUUUGGAUAUUGUUGGUACAUUAUUGGACGAUUACGAAUAUCUGUGGGAUAACUACUACUUUUCGACCGCGACUCUUUAGAUCUUGCUGUCCCUUUCGCUAUUAUACCUGUAUUUUGUAUUAAUGACUUUGAUUUUCGUCAGGCGUUCUUCCAGAUAUAUCAUACAUAAUCGUCAUAUCAAGCUAUUAUUCCAUUACUUCAAAAAGCAGUAACUCUCGUCCCGUACCAAUUCCCAACAUCAUCAGCCUUCCCCGUCGUCCCAGACACGUGGUUCCCCGAGAGAAAAUCAGCGAGUCCAGCUCCCUCAUCUUCAUCAGCAGGCCAAUCCACUCUGACAGCAUCCUUGCCAUCAAGCAUCUCCUUCGCAGUUCCCCAGCUGAACCUGCAUUCAUUUCCCCAGCCAAAUACAGAGUCCAUAUUCUGUCGUAGCCAAUUGACGCAUUUCGAGUCGGAGGGGUAGCCACUUCCCCACCCUAAUUCUUCUACUUUCGAUACAGAAGGUGGUAUUGUCUCGGAUGAUUCCAUCAUAUUUGUGUCUCCAUCGACAGUCUUCUGGCUUGGUUCUUGAUAGAAAGCCCUAUAGCAACUCUCCAAUGCAACAUCUCUCGUCACUUUGGCAACAACACUAGCCGCACUGACACACGGAUACAACGAAUCCGCCUUCUUAGCAACCGUUAUACUCAACGUCGGAAACAGUCGUUGCAAUUUCGCCUGAUACGUUGCCGGGUUUCCAAUCGUAUCGAUAUAUAUCUCCGUCACAUUAAUAUGCUUAUCAUUCAACACGCCCCGUAUAAUCUCAACCGUAGCAUCCAUAGCCUGCGCAUUUAGAUUGUAUAUCCCCAUACCAGGUCUCAUCAUACCAGCUGAUAUAUCCCGUGCCGAGAGUAACUUCACAGCCCAUCCGCAUGAAUCAUGCAAAGACUGACCAGGCGUACAUAUCGACUGCAUCAAUUGCGCACGCACAACAGGCGUAAGCACUUUACUAUCGUCAAAACUGUGUUCCUGCGUAAGGAGCGAUUGUUCGAGGUCUUUCGGUAAGUAGAAUGCACUAUAGACCAUGGGACCGAGAACGGGGCCGCGGCCGGCUUCGUCGACACCCAGGACGCAUUCUGUGGGUUUGUUCGUGUCGUCUGUUGUUAUGGCUGUUGGGUUUAUGGGUUGUAUUGCUUGGGGACAAGGGGAGUAGACUGUGUAUGAUUGUCCUUGUAGGAGAGGAGUAGGGUUGAUGGUUGGCGGGAUGAAGGAUAGAGCUCCGGUCGUGUCUUCAAAGGCAUUAUUAUUGUUUCUGGAUUUGUUUUUAUUGCUUGUUCGUGCCAUUUUAUAUGUU